Molecule: messenger RNA, 678 nt
Organism: Trichomonas vaginalis G3
Lineage: Eukaryota; Parabasalia; Trichomonadida; Trichomonadidae
Product: pseudouridine 5'-phosphatase protein
Exons: 1
Coding region: 1-678 (225 amino acids)
Source: RefSeq, a predicted model, not a curated record
AUGGAAGCAGUAAUCUUCGAUUUUAAUGGAACAUUAUUCUGGGAUACAGAGAAACAUGUGUACGCUUGGAAGUUACUCUCCGAAAAACUUCGUGGAUAUCCAUUUACACAUGAAGAAGAUCUUUUAUUAACUGGCCGAACAAAUUACCAGCUUCUAGAAUACAUAUAUGGACAUCCAAUCGAUCGUGCAGAAGCAGAUAAGAUCGCACUUGAUAAAGAAGCUUUCUAUCGCGACUUAGUUCGUAAUGAUAAAGAAAAUUCACAUCUUGCACCAGGAGCACCAGAAUUAUUAUCAUACCUCAGAGAUAACAAAGUCCCAAUUACAGUCGCAACAUCAUCCGAAAUUACCAAUGUCAGCUUCUUCAUUGACUUUUUCAACCUUAAGCAAUAUUUCGAUACUUCCAAGUUUGUUUUUGAUCAAGGGCAGUUUCCAGGAAAACCUGCUCCCGAUAUUUACAUUCUUGCAGCAAAAACGCUCGGAGUUGAUCCAUCAAAGUGUAUUGUCUUUGAAGAUACUGCAUCAGGAAUCAAAUCUGCACAUGAUGCAGGCAUUGGCCAAAUAUAUGCAAUUGUUACUCCAAUUACCAAAGACAAACUAAAAGAUUUACCAGGCGUCACAGGGGUUAUCGAAAACUUCAAUGAAUUUGAUCGAUUUGUUCUUAGUAUCAAUCAUAAAUGA